AUGGGGGCCGAGGCCCGCACGGGACAAGGGCCAUGUGGCCUUUCCAGUUACUUGAGUUUGGAGCCAGAAUGCAAGACCGUGAAGCAAAUAGCAGCAGCCCAGGAAAUUCCACGGUUGACUUGCCUUGCUUGCAAGCUGAGUGGAGAGCUGAAGCUUUCUGUGGUUCUGGAGGCCAGCUGUGCAUCACGACCGAAUAGCUUGAAAGUGGAAGACACCAAACUGAGAGAUUUUUCUGCACUAUGUUUUGGGCAUCUGUCCCCUCUGGUGACUGAACUGACUAAUAAUGUCAUUUCUAAAUCUGCUUACCUGUCCCCUUGUCUGCCAACCUGUGUGCCUUUUUUGUAA
Rangifer tarandus platyrhynchus (Svalbard reindeer) is the source of this 345-nucleotide messenger RNA. NCBI's taxonomy places the organism in Eukaryota, Metazoa, Chordata, Mammalia, Artiodactyla, Cervidae. The record is from the annotation of a GenBank genome assembly.